GUUGUUGUGGGUAGGAUGGUGUCCUUCCAGAUAAGACGCCAAAGGAACCAUGAAAGAACAGCUUCUUCUUCACUUUCUCUCUUCGUCGUCCUCCUGAGACAUCGCUCUCUUCAUACACCUUUUUCUCUGUGGAUUUGUUCAACUGAAGUCGGACAACUGGCAACUGAAAUGGGUGAAUGGGAUCUGCUGGGCCGCCUGCUGGAUAAAGUGCAGAGCCACUCCACGGUGAUCGGCAAGGUCUGGCUCACCGUGCUGUUUGUCUUCCGCAUCCUGAUCCUGCGCGGCGGCGCUGAGAAGGUGUGGGGCGAUGAGCAGUCCGACUUUGUCUGCAACACUCAGCAGCCCGGCUGUGAGAACGUCUGCUACGACCUCGCCUUUCCCAUCUCUCAUGUUCGCUUCUGGGUCUUUCAGAUUAUAGCUGUGACGACUCCGAAGCUGCUAUACCUGGGUCACGUCCUCCAUGUGAUCCACAUUGAGAAGAAGAUGAAGGAGAGGAUGAAGAAGCAGGCCGAGUUGGAUGACCAGGCCAGUCUGUUCCUUAGAAGGGCCUACAAAGUUCCCAAGUACACCAAGAGCACUGGCAAGAUCAGCAUCCGUGGCCGUCUCCUUCGCAGCUACGUCCUCCAUCUCGUGGCCAAGAUUGUCCUGGAAGCUUUGUUCAUCGUGGGUCAGUACUUUCUUUAUGGCUUCACCCUCCAGACGCGCUACGUCUGCACCCGCUUCCCUUGCCCUCACAAGGUGGACUGCUUCCUGUCCAGGCCGACGGAGAAGUCGAUCAUCAUCUGGUUCAUGCUGGUGUCGGCGUGCGUCUCCCUCGUCCUCAGCCUGGUGGAGCUGGUCUACCUGUGUGUGAAAGCUGUGAAGGAGUGCAUGACGAGGAGGCAGGACUACACCGUGACCCCGGUGACGCCGCCGCCUUCGGAAAGGAAAGCGUUUAAAAGCCGCGACGAGAUGCUCCAAAAUUGUGUCAACCUGGAGCUGGAGCUUCAAGGACGGAAGUUAGGGGUGAACGGGGCCACAGGCGGGGUCAACGAGGCCGCUAAGAACGUAUCGCCUGAGAGCAACAACAUGGGAGGAGAGAUCCGCAUCUGAAGCACGGAGGCAGUGAUAGGUUGGAGUUCUAGUGUUUGAGUGCUUUGGCUUUGGGGAGGAAAGGGGGGAGUAGCCAGCUUCUGUAAACAGUACUUAGUCACAUGCAGAAUGUUACUUAAAAUUACUUUUGUGGCAUAAUACAAAAACAACAAACCAUGUUUUCCUGCAGUUGACAUUUCCGUCAUUUCAAAACAAUGUAGAUUAUUUUUUGACAGAUUUUGCUAAGGGUACGUUUUUGAUAUGAUUUUAGACAAUGUUGUUACAAUUUUGAUCAAUAAACCUUUCAUAAAUAC
Sebastes umbrosus (honeycomb rockfish) is the source of this 1385-nucleotide messenger RNA. Its product is annotated as gap junction Cx32.7 protein-like. Lineage: Eukaryota; Metazoa; Chordata; Actinopteri; Perciformes; Sebastidae. Gene Ontology annotation, biological process: cell communication. The coding region runs from base 16 to 1092 and encodes 358 amino acids. The transcript has 4 exons. The record is from RefSeq and is a predicted model, not a curated record. Gene Ontology annotation, cellular component: connexin complex.